Messenger RNA from Protopolystoma xenopodis, 450 nucleotides. NCBI's taxonomy places the organism in Eukaryota, Metazoa, Platyhelminthes, Monogenea, Polystomatidea, Polystomatidae. The record is from the annotation of a GenBank genome assembly.
CAAGUGGUCGUCCGCUGCAGCCUGCUGACGAACCAAAAGGUCUUGGCGAUCCGCGACAGCCUGCCGGCCUCGCGGCUCGCGCUGCACGAGGCAGAGUUCUCGCUGGCACACCCGGUCCAGUUCACUUUCGAGGCGUGUGAAAGUCAGAUCUGCCUACUGCUCACGGUACUCGCCUCAAAGGGCGAAUCGGCCGACGGCCUGUCCGGCCAUUCCAGCCUCAAAGGCGCCAGCGUUGAGGCGCCCGGUCCCGCUUGCGCCACCGGCGCAGGAAGCGGCCUCCAGUCUGGUGGUGCCGGCGAACCCGGUCCGGGCGUUGUCUGCAAGGAGAGCCACGUGAUUGGCCGCUGCGUGAUCGGUGCCGAGGGUCUGGCCUACGGCUCGGGCGAGCUGCACUGGCGCGAAGUGACCAGCAAGCGGGGCAACAUUAAGCGGGAGCAUCUUCUACUGUGA